Rhopalosiphum maidis (corn leaf aphid) is the source of this 1280-nucleotide messenger RNA. Its product is annotated as androgen-dependent TFPI-regulating protein-like. Gene Ontology annotation, cellular component: membrane; endomembrane system. The record is from RefSeq and is a predicted model, not a curated record. The transcript has 5 exons. Lineage: Eukaryota; Metazoa; Arthropoda; Insecta; Hemiptera; Aphididae. Bases 375 to 1097 code for a protein of 240 amino acids.
ACUGUUAUUUGAAGGCGGUUGCGAGUUGCGACGGUCAUUUUGCAGUUUAGUGUUUACUGUUUAGUGAUCAUUCGUCCGUUCGUUGGGUGCGAUCGUUUCGUUCCUAUCCCGUGCCGCGAUACUCCCUCGAUCGUACAUCGUAUUUUCGUGUACAUUAUUCCGAUUUUGUGGCCCAAAUAAUCACAUACUUGCCCGUUGACUUUGCGUGCUGUGCACGGGCGUGAAUUCCGUUCUGCUCGUAACCGUAUAAUAUUAUCGACGUCUACGGCCAAACGAUAUUAUUAAAUCGCAUAUCAUAUCCAUAAUAUACACUACGCUUUAGACCCGACUCCACCAAUUUUUUUCCAUACACCCGAUAAACACGGAUAGCCGUCAUGAGUCUGACGUCGUAUCUAACGAUCGCCAAUGUCGCCGUGCACGUGCUCGGCACUAUCACGUUCGUCUUCUCCGUCUACUAUAAUUACGUUUACGUCAACAUACCCACGCACGUGAAUCCCAUCGACGACGCGUUCGGCGGUAAAUUCAAAUACCUCACGUUUUUGGACGGAUGUUUUCAAGCAUUGUUUUUCCUAUAUGCUUUGAUCGUGGAUGUUUUCCCGUUGAUUUUCCCUUCUAAAUCAUCGAUCUUGGAAACCUUAGUUCAAGUAAAAAGCUUUUUCUUCGCCAGCGUUGCUUUUCCAUUAAGUAUGUUUGUGUCUACGACCUUUUGGAGCUUGUGGUUUAUCGACCGUAGUUUGGUGAUGCCUAAAGAUAUAGACUUAUAUUUCCCAAUUUGGCUGAACCACACAAUGCACACAUUCGUAUUCGUAUUCACCUGCUUAGAAAUGGUCACCGCUUACCGACCAUAUCCAUCCCGUAUUUUCGGAAUGACUACACAUAUCUGUCUGCAGUUAUCUUAUUUAAUAUGGAUUCAUAUUGUGUAUAGUCAAUGCCAUAUGUGGGUAUAUCCGAUUCUUACUCAGCUGAACCUGCCAUUGAGAUGCCUUUUCUUCCUGGGCACAUUUGUGUACACAUCUGUCUUAUACAUAGUUGGCGAAUAUUUCAACAAAUUUGUCUGGGGCUAUCAACCUCAAAAGGUUCAAGAAAAACGACAAUAAUAUGAUUUAACUAUACAAACUCAUUGUCGUUGAUCAAAAACACAUUACAUUUAUAAUAUAAUAAAGUUAUAUACUUAUAUAACAAUACCAUUUCACCGUUGUACAUAUUCUUAUCAACGCUUAAUUUGCUUAUAAAUGCAUGCAUUUAAUUUAAUGUUUUGGUUUGACUGAUUUUGUAAUGCA